Chelonoidis abingdonii (Abingdon island giant tortoise) is the source of this 5914-nucleotide messenger RNA. It is a transcript of the gene SHC4, whose product is annotated as SHC adaptor protein 4. The record is from RefSeq and is a predicted model, not a curated record. Gene Ontology annotation, biological process: intracellular signal transduction; cell surface receptor protein tyrosine kinase signaling pathway. Gene Ontology annotation, cellular component: plasma membrane. Gene Ontology annotation, molecular function: receptor tyrosine kinase binding. Lineage: Eukaryota; Metazoa; Chordata; Testudines; Testudinidae.
UCAUUCAGAAAACUUCAUUCACAAAAACGGCAACACACACUUCAGAAUUUUGAACAGAAAAAUUCUGCUUAACCUGGCUUUUUAAGGAAAAGCUAGCAAUGACUCAAGGGCUGUCAAAGAAGCUGCACAAAGAUGAUGAUGAUGAGUCUGGAGAUUUGAAGUAAAAUUGUGCUGGACCAUACGAAUAUUGAGCGUAUUUCUAGAUUGCGAUGCUGAAUGACUUUAAAGACAAGAAUUAACAGGAUUUGUAUUAAGAACUGCUGACUACAUUCAGAGAAUUAUUUUGCAUGUUUUUUAAAAUCAUAUUGUGUGAAUAAAGAAUGUGCAAAUUGCAGAACCAUGAUUUUUCUUUCCAGUGAGUCAGUUGAAUACAAAAUGCUAAGAAUAGGGCUUGUAAGGUAUCUCUUUGGGUUCUUGCUAAUCUAAAGAUGCUUUUGAGAUUCUAGCUAUCUUGUAUUGCUUUCUGUGGAAUAUUUUUUUUUAGUCUUUACUGCAGCUAGGAAUUCACCGUUAAUGAUGCAGGCUAUAACAGUGAAUGUUCAAAGCUGAGAAUGAUUUAGAGGCUUGCUUGCUUGUGGCAGAAAUGAUUUUAGAUAUGGAUAGCAUCUCUUCAGAUUAAACUGCUGCAGUAUUGUUAUACCUAUGUGUAUGUUUCCUUUAGCAUUACUUACAGAUGACCGUGCAGACUUAAGCUAUGUUCAUUAAGAAAAAUAAGCUAUGUGUGAAGCAGUCAACAAAGAAUUUCCAAUUGGCGUCUGUUUUUAAAAUGGUUUGACUUGCUUAAUUUCCAUGUCAUUUCUCUACAAGAAGAGAGCCAAUUUAUGCAACAGUAUCCAGUUACAAAACUUCCAAGGCUAUGAGAGAACGCAGUCAGCACAGUCUCAGUGGACACAUACUGUAUGUAGGACUAUUUAGACACCCAGGAAUGCUCAACAGGGCUAAAUACAGUCGCUUUAGGGAUGAUUUUAUAACAUCAUUAGAGGAAGGUACACAAAGUAGUUCUUUAAAUAUCAAAGGCUCCUCUUCAUCUCCUCAUUCCUCCACACCUCAUUUACCAAUUGAGGAUGUCACCUUGGGGACGCAGGACAGCUCCACCACUUUGUGCACUUUGAUACCCCGAAUGGCUAAUAUUAAAUUAUCCAAUCCAUCUAAUCUGCCUGGUUUUAAAAACUUCUGUCUGGGGACAAAAGAGGUGCCAAGAAUUAAACUCGCAGAGUGUGUUACAGUUCCAAGCAGCCCAACCUCACCAGAAAUCAGUUUAAUCAGCUGCCUGCCUACUUCUUAUCCACGGCAGGACCCGGACAAACUCGAUAUAAAUACAAAAUCUCAAGAUGACUGCAUCUUGCUGGGCUUUGAGUCUACUCCUCUAAGCAAACAGGAGAAACCUCCGGCGCAGAGCGGAGAGGACAUUGUGAAGACUGGCAUGACCUACUGUGUACGAUACAUGGGCUGUAUUGAAGUGUUGCAGUCAAUGAGGUCUCUGGACUUUGGCACCAGGACUCAAGUCACCAGGGAAGCAAUAAGCCGACUGUGCGAAGCUGUAUCAGGAACAAAUGGCGCUAUAAAAAAGCGGAAGCCUCCAGUUAAAUUUCUGUCUUCUGUGCUUGGCAAAAGUAACCUUCAGUUUUCUGGCAUGAAUAUAAAACUGAUCAUCUCCAUGAGCAGUCUUACUUUGAUGAAUGUUGAUACCCAGCAGAUUAUUGCCAACCACCACAUGCAGUCCAUCUCAUUUGCCUCUGGAGGUGAUCCAGAUACAACAGACUACGUUGCAUAUGUAGCUAAAGAUCCUGUUAAUCAGCGAGCAUGCCAUAUAUUGGAAUGUCCCAGUGGAAUGGCUCAGGAUGUAAUAAAUACCAUCGGGCAGGCUUUUGAGCUCCGAUUCAAGCAAUACUUGAAGAAUCCUUCUACUCUGAUUACUUCCAAUGAAAGUGAAGUGAUGAAUCUUGAUGGAUCAGCUUGGAAUAUACAGAAGAAGGAGGAUCAUGAAUAUUACAAUGAAAUUCCAGGGAAAGAACCUCCUACAGGUGGACUAUUAGACAUGCGAAUGAAAGUGCAAAUAGACCAAAGGGAAAACUGUCCCAUACAAUGUGAAAAGCAAUACUGUUUGGCUGGCAGCCCAAAAUGCAUCAACAUAUAUGAAAACUGUCCAGAAGAAAACAUAUCAGUGGGUAACUAUGGUGAAAGAUCACUGAAGGCAAAAAAAGAUGUAUCCUUACUGAAACCUGCUUGCAAAAUGGAUCUUUUUGAUGACCCUUGUUACAUCAACACUCAGACCUUGCAAACAGCUAGAGGUCUUGCAUCAGCCAAGGUCUAUGGGAGCCCGCUGUGUCAUGAGAGAUUGCCGGAAGCUGCUCAGCAGCGUGCCGCAACCAACAUGGAUAGUGUAUGUGUUCUGCCACAAAUAAAGCAACAAUUAAGGAAUGAAGUUUGUUACCAUGACAAAUUAAACAGGAAAGCAGCAGAGACCCUCUUGGUCAACGAUGGGGAUUUUUUGGUGCGAGAGAGUGCAACGUCACCUGGUCAAUAUGUAUUGAGUGGAUUGCAAGGAGGGCAAGCAAAGCAUUUACUGUUGGUGGAUCCUGAAGGCAAGGUCAGAACCAAAGACCAUGUGUUUGAUAGUGUGGGUCAUCUUAUUCGCUACCACAUGGAAAAUAAUCUGCCAAUCAUCUCUUCUGGAAGUGAACUGAGCUUGAAACAGCCAGUGAGAAAACAGAGUAACACAGGACACACGCAAUACAACAAAUAACACUGUUGGAUCUCAAAAUUCCCAAGGCAAUUAAUUUGUGAAAACUGCAUUGACUAUUAAACUUCAUUACUACAAAGCCAACUCAAAAAGAAUAAACUGUACUUUUCAGCUGCUGUUAUGGAAGACUUCUUUUCAUGUGUAUGUAUGAAUAUAUGUAUAUCUAUGUAGAUCUAUAGAGCUCAAUAUGCAUAGCUAUAUACAUAUAGAUAUAUAUAGUGUUAAUCUUAGCAAAAUGAAACCCCUGGAGAGUGAGAGAUCCAUUUGGGAAAAAAAGACAUGCACAGAUAUCACUUUCAAGUCAUACUGAAUCAGUAACUAUUUAAAAGCACAAUUAAACUUAUACAUGGAAAAGCUCACUUGAACAAACUGCUGGGACAUUAGUAUGUGCCUUUUAGUUGUGGAAUUAUUGGAAACAAAUAUUAUUUAUAUUGGAUUAGUUUCAAGUGGAUACAUGAACAUGUGUAGGUUUAGAACUACUUGCCAAAACAAAUGAUUUGAAUAUUACUAACGUCACUUGCUUACAGUAGACACUAACUUUAUUUCAUUUUGCUUAUCAUAGCACUUUAAUAGCAAAUAAUGUUUAAAAUGAAUGGCAUACACAAUACAGAAAGGUUGCCUGUUUCCUUAGUAACAAUCAGUUUUUUAAUCAUUGUCUGACUGCUCAAAGAUUUGAGAUUAUGCAACAUUUACUAAAUGGAAAUAAAGAUAUGUAAAUGAAGUGUAAUUUUGAAAUAGAAUGUAUCAAAGAGCAAGCGUGCUAGAUUCUAAUAUUUUUGUGUCUUGCAUAUAAUUUUACUAUUAUUGUCAACAAUUACUGGAAAUGUCUCUCUUUUUAAAACUAAGUUAAAUAUAUUUUUCAUUGAUUCCAUUGAUAUUGACAAAUUAGAGAAACUGAAUGAGACAAAUGAUGCAUUUUGAGGGGGGAAAUAUUUAAAAAAAAAUUGAAUUUGGCAUGUUCUAGAGAUUAUUGUACAAACUUUUUCUCCAAAAUGAUGUGAUAUCUGCCCCUUGCUUACUUAGAUUCCAUUUGAUCCUAAAUAUUGAAAUGUCUUUUUAAGAAAAUAUAUUCUGUUUUGUCACAAUAAAUGCUGUAAAUCUGAACGAACCUGUAAUCAAUGUAUCUGAGAGAGUCAGUAGUUUAUUGGUAGUUAAGGAGCAGUAUUUCAAUGAGUAAUAGGAGAGAGGAAGUGGAAGUGGAACUGAAGGCCUUUGUGGGGAGUUAUCUAAGGGUUAGAGCUGGCCGAAUAAUGGAUUUUUCAGUUUGCUGGAGAUUCUGAAAAAUCAAAAUAAAGAUUUGUUUUUGGGUAGAAAAAAGCUACAUAAAUUCACAAAUAGCUCUGGGUCAAUCAAAACUGCAUUUUUAGGGGAAUAAAUUAUUUGUGGAAAAUAAUUAGCCCAGCUCUAGUAAGGGCAUCCUUUCUUGGUUUUAAAAUAAGUGAUGCCUUUUGGCACCAUCAACUGUACCUACCCCUUGCCAAAUUCAAUUCCAUUAUCCUGUGGUAAGUGAGCUUUACUAAAAAUAAGGAAAUUCUGUGUCCUCCAUUCAAUACGAACAUGUUAUAGGAUGUUACAGAGAUAUAUCUUUGCUUCUUGAAAAAAGAAAGGCUCGUAAAUAGGAUAAAGGACCUGGUAACUGAGGGCCUUCCAUUGAAGGGAAAAUCUGAUUAUUUUGACGAGCCAUUUUUUAAGCAGUGUGAAAUGAUUUCCCCUGUUUUUUCAUCAGUUUCUAGGCCUAAAAAAACUAUAAUCUUUUGUCUCGUGUAAUAAAGUCAUGAGGAUAUUAAGCUCACAUGCGCAUGUUGAAGGAAGGAGAAGCUUUGAAAUGUCUGUAGUUGAUUGCCUUGAUAACUGUCUAGCAUGGUUCCUAUUUUGUGCCUUCAGUACUGAAGACUGUUACUUCUGUUUGCUCACAGCAAAGGUUCUAAUCUGUGGACCAGAGCCCCAAAGAGAGUCAUUGAAGAGCUUUGUACAGUUGCUGGCGAAGUGGUGUUAGGUGCUGGACUGGUACUCGGCACACUCUCCCUCUUAGCUAGAGAGCCACCGUGUAACUUACUCAAUACAAGCACAUGAAGCCGAAGGGGGAGCAGACAGAACCCUUUGGCUGUUUGUGUGUGAAAGAGAACUGCAUGCAGUUGCUCUGUUUCCUCUUCAAAGUUGGAGGUGGAAGGAAGGAGGUAGAAAGUGAGAGUGUAUAGAACUCCACUUCUGCCAGAAUUAAUUGAAAGCCUCCCAAGACUUGAAAAACAAAGCAUUUGGGGUUCUGGGGCCACGGAAGAAGAGUUGUCUGAAUUUGAUAUUGAGAAACGAUUGUCCUAGGACUUUCAUUUUUCCUUCAUGGACAGAUGUAUGCAGAAAACAUCUAGUAUGUGGUAUGGUAUUUAUAGCUUGAUGAGAAAUAGACUUAAACCUCCACACUGAAAUUCAAUGUCCAUACCCUUUAGGAAAAUUUGGGUUAGAGCCCAAACUUUAUGGCUUGGGCUUCUCUUGGGUGUCAUUGAAGCAAAAUUGUGAGAGAAAAGAGGGAAAAGAAGCUGGCUAAAAGGUACAUUGAUGGAAUAAUCAAGUCAUAUCUCAGAAUCUGUUGUUGUGGAAGGGAGAAAACGGAAGAAUCCUGAAGACUACAGAUACAACUCAGGUGCUGCUGUAACACAUCCAUAUGCUACUGACAACAGACAUACCAGUACUUUCUAGAUUAAAUCACUAGAACUCCAGUUCGUCUUUUCUAAAAAACAGAGAGGCCUCUAUCAUUUAUGUAUUAAUAGGUCCCUGACCCUCUCUGUGUGCCAGCUACUGCGUACAAAGUACAUUAUCCUGGGGACAGUGGCAGAAUUCUAGAAAGUUUCCCUGAAAACCAUGUCAGAGCCUCUGAGAAAAGUCUGUGACAUGAAUUGGCAAGCAUGCCUAUGCAAGUCACUUCACCUUUCUGUGCCCAUGGGGAUAUUACUUUGCAACUGAAGUUGUAAGAACUGGUUAAUGCAUGUAAAGCUCUAUCUGUGCUAAGUAUUAUUAAGAUGUUAGUCAGACCCAUGAGGAAGGACACAGAUGUACUUUGGAAAACCACACUGGAAAUGCAGAGCAUUUCAGUCCCUUUAUCAAAGUGCAUGCAGAUUCCACUGAAAUAACAGAAAUUUGCUUGAACAAAUUAAAAUUUGUAUUUGGAUAAUUUCA